AAUGUCAAAAUUUGUUAACUUGGCUCGAUGAAAACAACAAUAAAAAAUAGUUUUUGUUUAGAAAAUGGAUAGCAUAGUCAAAGAAUUGGAUAUUCCAAGUAAAAAUAUAUUUCCCACAAACUUGCCUCAUGUUUUUACAGUAAUUGUCAAUAGUUCUUGGUUAAAAAAGUGGUUGAAAAACAAGGAAGUCGAUAAUACAGUGAACAAUGUAGAUUUUGCUUUACAACCUGGUGAAAGUGUUCCAUAUCCAUGGAGAAAAAUAUUUAUCAGAGUAAUUAACAAAAGAGUUUCUAAAGUCCUGCCUCUGCCGAGAUAUAAAUUAAACGAAGGAAAUGCCGAACCACCUCUUACUUUCUCCCAACUAUUGCAAUAUGUAUCUCAAAACAAUCAAAGAAAUCUAUGGAAAGAUUCAUACAGAAAGUACUGCCAGAACAACGAAACCUCCAAGGACAGUGCAAUAGUGAACCUUAUGGAGCAUGACCAGCUUGUAUCAGAGUGUAUAUUAAGAUUAUACGGCUGUAAUAUAAUUAGAAUUAAGUGUGAUGGCACUGGAAAGUUAGUGGAGUACAAAGAAAUCAUACCAAACAAAUAUGUAUCAAAAUGUUAUGAAACUCAUUCCAAUUUGCUAGCCGCUAUGUUCACACUAGAAACUGAUACCAACUACUUCAUAGUAUACCAGGGGCACUAUGAAAAUACCUUGCUAGACUGUCUCAAUUUCAGCCCUAAUCUGAUAGACAAGAACUACUCAAGGGGACUAUUCCUAAUCUACCAACUGCUUAAUGUUUCAAAAGCGAUGAGCGAUAGAGGCCUCAGUUUGGGCACCCUCACCUUGCAGCACAUUUACAUGUCAGAGAACCUGUGGAUUCAGAUCUUGCCUCCAAUCUACAAUAAUGUGCAUCCAUUAGACGCUUCACUUAUUUACGAGCAAACACGGAGUAAGCAGGGCACGCCAGCCGUAGCCGCUCAGAGUGUUCCACCCCGAAGGCCCGAUGAGUGGUGCGGGCGGGCAGAGGCCGUGGAGCUGGAAAAGCUGUGCAUGCUCUGGGUCCGCGGGAGGAUCUCCAACCUGGACUACUUGCUGCAUCUCAACAUGCUGGCCGGGAGGAGCAGCAGCGACCCUCAAGCACAUUUCAUUGUGCCGUGGGUGACUGAUUUCUCUUCUAGAUGUGGGCGUAACUGGCGUGACCUGACCAAGUCGAAGUACCGCCUGACGAAGGGCGACCGUCAGCUGGACCUCACGUAUGACGUGGCCGGCUGCCCGGACCAGAUCCCCCACCACGUGUCCGACGCGCUCUCGGAUAUUACGUGCUACGUGUACUUGGCGCGACGAACCCCGAAGGAGAUCCUAUGCAAGCACGUGCGCAACAAGUGGGUGCCGGCGGAGUACCCGGCGUCCAUCCAGCGGAUGCAGCAAUGGACGCCCGACGAGUGUGUGCCCGAGUUCUACACCGACCCGCUCGUGUUCAAGAGCAUCCACGAGGACCUGCCGGACCUGGGCAUCCCGUCGUGGGCGUCGUGCGUGGAGGACUUUAUCACGAAGCACCGCGAGGCGCUCGAGAGCGCGCACGUGUCGGAGACGCUGCACCACUGGAUCGACCUCAACUUUGGAUACAAGCUAUCAGGAAUACCGUCCAUAAAGGCCAAGAACGUCUGUCUAUCCCUGGUAGACGGUCACAGCUGCGUCAGUCGAGGCGCGACGGUGCAACUACUCACAGGCAUGCACCCCGCGCGCGCCGCCCGCCCACAGCUGCCGGCCCCGCCCAGGCUGCAUUGGACCGCUAGCAGCGAAUAUAAAAAAUCCAUCAAGCCGAUCGACAGCUCCGACGAAGUUUCAGACGAGGAGGAAGAGUCCACCAGCCUCCCGCAGCACAUCUCCCGCCUCAGCGUGCCCUCGCACCGCCUGAGAUCACGACGCAAGAGCGCCAGCCGCGCCAGGUCACUGUCCAAGAGCCAAGGACAGGAGGAACUAACCAGCAGCUCGGAACACAGGGCCUCCUCGCACACCAGGCACUAUCGGGUACAGAGAUCUGAACUAGGAAAAGGGAUUAUAUAUCUGCCGAAGGAGUUCAAUCCGGUUGCGUCGAUACAAGCUCUGGAAACCCUCGAUCAUUUUAGGAGUAAGUGCUUUUUUAAUAGCGCUGUCAACGCUGAAAAGGAGAAGGAAAGUUUGUCGGCGUUGAAUUUGUAUCCCAUGCAGCAGGCGGCGAAUAAAACUAGCCCGAAAGAUGAAGGCGAUAAGGAUGAUAACUCGUUCACGAAUCAUAUUUUUCUGGCUUCGUAUGAGCAGAAUUACUUGAAGAAAUUCAGUCAGGACGCACAUUUGGAGAAUGUUCUAAAAGAGAGAAAGAAUAGGUCGUUUAAUACGAGGUAUACUACUGACGCGGCUGUUUACAAGCAGUUUGUGACAGAGAGCAGAAGGCAGGAUAUGCUGGUCAUCGGCUGCCUCAUAGUGGAGAUAUUCCUGCAUACCUACAUGCGCCCUCUGCGAACAAAUAGCGAAAACUUUAUAGACAGAUACAACACUUGCCGCACGGUUUUGAAGUACAAUUUCAACUCUCUCCCGAAAUGCGUUAGUUACGUUGCGUCUCUGCUACUGAACGUUCAACCGCCGAGUCUAAGUUCCAAAUCUGAAUUAUCCGUCCAGAAUAGUCAAGAUGAGCCUUUCAAGAAGAUUGUAGUGACAGAUAAAGGGCUGCCUCCUCCCACUCCCUCGCAACUGUUGCAACCUCUGUUGAUGCAACACCUGAUACCGUUUCCUGCAACUUACGGCAUCCUAUACAACCUGCUUUCAACUUUGCAUGAGUACGAACUGACAAGCAAUGAGUUAAACAUCCUGUAUAUGUACGAGUGUGACGGCGUUCAGUGCGAAAAAUAUCAAAACGUUGACAAAACCAAACUCUACUUCAGCCAAAGGAUAGCGGAAGGGAAAAUACAGGCUUGCGUCACUCAUUUGGACGCGCUUCUCAAUAACAUAACCUCCUUUCACCAAUUCGAUGUUCUGGAUAUAUUCCUGAGUCACUAUGUGGAACUGCUAAGAAACAAAGACACGUCGGUACUAGCGGCUUGGUAUCUGUUCGACACGGUGAGCAAAGCUCUAGGGCCACUACAAAGCAAGAAGAAACUUCUUAAACACAUUCUCAGUCUUUACGAAGAUGAUGAGAUAUUUGAAGACCGAUCAGAACAUACAAACACGGACUAUAAGUCGUCCAACGUUUAUAAUGGGACCACGAACAAGCAAAAAUUCAUCAAACUGUACCACAAUCUCUUUCUUCUACAACUAAUGGUACGGUUUGGUCUCCAAUGCUUUCUGGAGAAUUUCACUCAACAUUUAGUGGAAGCUGUAGGUGGAUACAAAGAUAUAAAUAUGGACGUCAGUUCCCCAGGACAUGUCUGCCGUAAUCAGCUCACAGCUUGCAAGAAGCCACGAUACUCUGAUGACAACCUGAAAAGCGCUCUAUCAACCAAUGCUAACGAUUUAUUUUCACCCGACACCUCCUUUGGGUCUGAGCAGGCGACUCCCAACGCUGAAAAGCUAUCGAGUCCUCACACGAAAGAAAGAGACGGCGAUAAUAGAAGCGAGAAUGAGCUAUUCCAUUUCGAAACGGAUAAAGAUAGAUUGCCAAGCAGAAACAGUCGAAGCAAGUCGCCCGCAGAAUCUUUAGACUCAUAUACUUUGAAUGUUAACCAAUCAGAACCGACCAAUAAUACUCCGUCCCCAUCAUUCUCUCCACAUUCCACUAAAGAAUUUAUACCAGAAGGUGUUGUCAAAGACAUCAGUGUGACAGUAAACGACACAGGAGCGGCUGAAAAGGGUCCAAUGUCUCCAACAAUAAACAUUCCUAAGAAAACCUCAAUGUUCACCAGUUACUUGCAUUUCGCCGAUGAAGACAGCAAGUCAUCGGCCGACGACGUCGAAGUACGACAGGAGUCUCUCCCGAGGGAUGUUAAAUUAGAUUUCGGUCGCAGUCGUUUAAAACCGAGUGUUUCUAGAAGCUUCGACGAUGCGAACUCAAAGGAAACUCCAACCGAUCCUUAUAAAAUCUCUGAAGUUAGUUCGGAAAGUCUAUUGUGGCUGGCUAAUAGACUAGGGCCGGUGUUGACGUGUAGAUACAUCACAAGGAAUUUGUUGAAGAUGCUGACUCUGUGUUACAUCGGGAAGGUAAAUUUGGUGCCUUGUGAAGACGACGGUGAGAUGGACGAGUUUGACGCCAUUUCGAUAGCGAACAGCCGCGUCGUGGGAGACCGGAAUGCUAAACGAGUCAUCAAGUGCCUCACUUCUAUUGUUGCAAUGUACGGCGAAGAGCUAAUCCUGUUCCAGUACCUCCCACACACACGCGAGUUGAUCGCGUCGUGUCGCGCGCGCCUCUCCGCGCCGCUAGAGGGCGGGGUGGUGGCGUGCCUGCAGCUCCUCAAGUACCUGCUGCCGCACAUGCAGGACGCAAGGCUGAUGGAGCAGCUGCAGGACACAUUCCUCAAGUCCAUCCUGCACCCGUCGCUCCGCCUGCUCUCCUCAUUGGACGGUCGCUCGGCGCACGGCCCCCGGGCUCGCGCCGCCCUUGCACGCAAACUGAUCGACGCUACCUACGCUCUAGCCACUAGGAUCGGACCCGAGAUGACGAGGAGGCAUCUGUGUGUGCCUGCGCUACAGAGAUUCUUCCUAAUAUUCGACAAAGCCUGCGGAAAAACGGAAAAUUGGCCGAAGCAAGACACUGAAAAUAGCGCAGAAUCAAAGCCAACACCAGAAGACGACCCCAAACUCGAAGGUUUCCUGGAGAUCUGCCGCGACGGGUCGACGGCGGAGUGGUCGGUGCGCGACGGCCGCGUGGUCCGCCGCGACGCGUCGCCCGACCUGGCCGUGUCGCCGCCCGAGAGGCCCGACGCUCUGGGGGCCACUGCGCAAGAAGAGUUGCUAGCGGUAUUCAACGAGGAGCUAGCCCACCAGUCCUACACCAGUUUCUGUAAGCUGGUGGGUGCUGAUGCCAUGGAUCGGAGUCUCAAGAACCUAGAUACGGUGCAAGCGCUAUGCCAGAAGUAUGAGAGGAGUCAUGCAACUAGUCCACCAAUGAACAUAAAGCUGCAAGCGUCCUUCAGCGACGAACCAAUCAGCAGGACGAUCGACAUCGCGCGCCCCGUCGACACGGCUCACAUCAGCAGCUCCAACAGCUUCGGCUCCAACGUGACGCUGGUUGGCAACCGUAUCGACGUGGCCGGCGACACGGCCGAGGGGCUCGGCUGCGUGCCGAGUCGCGCGUUCAGAGUUGUCGCGCAUCAGACGACGGGUGGCGUUAGGAGUAACAGGCACCUCCGCGGCGACUGGCUAAUCUACUGGGAGCACGAGAUCGGCCGCCCCGACAAGGACAACCGAUUCAACCUGAAACAGAUGAAGCUGCAGACUUUCGUGGGACACACCGCUUGUGUGAAAAGUCUUCACUGUCUGGACAAUGAGACUAGCUUUAUGAGCGGGUCAAAGGACAAGACUGUCAGGCUGUGGAGCCUGGCCAAUCAGGGCGACGGCAACGCGGUAACACAAUGCAACUGGACCUACACUGGACACAAGAAGGGCGUGCUAUCUCUUUCCUUCCUGGAGUCUCUGCGUCUUGCCGUCUCGACUGACUCGGUGGUUCACAUCUGGGACCCUUUCAUGGAGAGUGUUGUGUCGCAGUUGGACAACAUAAAGGCUCCAGUGAGCAUAGUGCGAGCCCUGCCCGGCCCCUCCACCGUGGUCAUCGCCGCCACCACCGACUGCACGCUCAAGGUGAUAGACGCCAGGGCCUGCAACUAUACGCACGAUUUGAAGCUGCCGUGCGGGCCCGGCCUACUAAUCCGCUGCGUGUGCGUGUCCCCCUCCGGGCGCUGGGCCGCGUGCGGGCUGUCCAGCGGGCACGUGGUCGCGCUGCACACUGCCACCGCGCGCGCGCUCGCCACGUGGCGCGCGCACGACGCCGAGGUCCUGAGGCUGGCGACGGUAGACGACCACCGCAUCCUGAGCUCGGGGCUGGACCAGACCACGGCGCUGUGGCGCGUCGACGACGGGGAGCUCAUCGCGCAUCUCAAGGGUACCUCGGAGCCGGUGCACUGCCUGUCGGUGCACCACAGCGAGCUGAUCACGGGCACCACCAACAACCGCAUCGGAGUCCACACCGGCCUGCACCACGACGCCUCCUUCUCCAGCACUAAACUCAGGUCGGAGAGUCUGAAGGGCGUGCUGUCGAGCAUGGCGGUGCUGCCGCUGAACCGCCUGCUGCUGCUGGCCAGCGACAGCGGCAACAUCAGCCUCAUCUGCUGAUAGUUUCAACUAACCGGUGGUGACUGCACGGUAACAUAUUUUACCAAUAACAAUGGGUAAAAUAUGGAUUAAAUACACAUUCAAUAAGAAGACGUCAGGGGGGUCACGUUGUAUAAAUAAAAUCUUUGAUUAUACAUUAAUUUAAUUGAUCCGAGAAGCCCGCAUAUUAGAUAGCAUUGACCUAAAUAUACAAAUUUAUGAACAAAUAUUUUAUGAUUGCAAUAAUAGAUCUCUUAUGGUUAGAUGAAAUGCCUCGUAAUAAAUUAAUGAUUUGUAUCAAUAUGAUAGAGCAUAGGUAUAACAUUCCGGAUAAUUUGAUCUCGUUUUCAUAAAAUUCGUAAAAUUACUUUAGGCUAUUCUAUUUAAUAAAUAUGUCCAUUAAAAGUAUCAUUCCACUUAAAAAAGACAAGUACAGUAAAGUACAAAGAAAUGGAAACCAAAGUUAGAUUACAUUAACACGACGCAUUAGCAAUUGUUAUGGGUAUUGUAGAGAAAUACAAUUUUUUAUUAAAUUAUGGCACAGACUUGAUCUUGAUCCUUAUUAGUAUGUAGAUAUUUUGUUCGUUUAAAUGAAAAUAUUUCUACAUGAUUUUAUCAAAGCUUUGGUUGAAUGCAAUUGGUAGGUCACCACAUUAUAUAAGUUACAUGCGCUUUUUAAAUUGAAUGUCUCAAAAAUCGGGUAUUUUUUGCAUUGCAAAUUGUAUUAUCUGUACCUGUAUAGAAUCAUGUAAAUCAUGUUACAUUAAAUUCUAUAUUUUAUCUAUGUAAUAAAAUUAUAAAGCUUAUAAGUAGGUGUAAUCCAGUAAUAUUUUCGCUGAACAACAUGAAUGCAAAUAAAUAUUUGAACAAUACAUUAUAAAAGACGCUACAUUAUAAGAAUUUAUGUGGAUAGAUAGUAUGUUCCUAGUUUUUUACAAUUUAAGUAAUAUCCGAUUAAUAUGGCUUAUUAUUGAAACUGUUGAAUAUUGUUCCAACAAAAUGAAAAAAUCAAUGCACUCAAAAUGGCUUUAAAUUUAUAAAAUUUUACUCACUUAGCUUGUAGUCUUAGGUCUUUUAGUGGGUAGGAGUUGUUUACGGUUGGUUAUUAGAGUUAUCACAACAUAAUAUAUUCAUUUUACUUAUUUUUUUAAAUCCAGUCACGCCUGUCCGUGCCAAACCACACAAAGACCUUCUAUUGAAAAAAAAUGUACGUUUAAUAAAUUUGACCACUCUAACAGUGUAAAAGCAGCCUGAGUGGGGUCAGGUUUGUCUAUAGUCCGCAACAGAUGAUAUUUAAAUCUCUUAUUUUGUAAGUAUAAAUGCAUAUUACGUCGUUAUACCCACUGAAUGUAUAUUAUCUGUAUAUCGGGAUGUAUAGUUGUAACAUACAAUGAAUGUAAAAGUAGGAUAUUUUUUGUAAUAAAAGUAUUUUCUAGACUGA
Plutella xylostella (diamondback moth) is the source of this 7706-nucleotide messenger RNA. RefSeq names its product WD repeat domain 81 (gene Wdr81). Gene Ontology annotation, molecular function: protein binding; phosphatidylinositol 3-kinase regulator activity. Gene Ontology annotation, cellular component: mitochondrion. Gene Ontology annotation, biological process: aggrephagy. The record is from RefSeq and is a predicted model, not a curated record. NCBI's taxonomy places the organism in Eukaryota, Metazoa, Arthropoda, Insecta, Lepidoptera, Plutellidae.